Enhydra lutris kenyoni (northern sea otter) is the source of this 2912-nucleotide messenger RNA. RefSeq names its product RAB, member RAS oncogene family like 6. Gene Ontology annotation, molecular function: GTP binding. NCBI's taxonomy places the organism in Eukaryota, Metazoa, Chordata, Mammalia, Carnivora, Mustelidae. The record is from RefSeq and is a predicted model, not a curated record. Gene Ontology annotation, cellular component: cytosol; nucleus. The transcript is spliced from 14 exons. Bases 203 to 2425 code for a protein of 740 amino acids.
AAGAUGGCGGUUCUGACAAGCGAAGGGUGGCCGCGCCGGGGGUCGCUGGGGCCGGAGCGGAACCGCCGCGGCUGAGCCCCUGAGCCGCCCUCGAGGCAGGCGCCCGGCCGCCGGGACCCAGGACAUGGUGCGAUCCGCGCCGGGCCGCCGCCGCCGCCGCUGAGCUCGCGGGCCGCGCCGGGCUCGAACGUGGAGCGGGAAGAUGUUUUCCGCGCUCAAGAAGCUGGUGGGGUCGGAGCAGGCUCCGGGCCGCGACAAGAAUAUCCCCGCCGGCCUGCAGUCCAUGAACCAGGCGCUGCAGCGACGCUUCGCCAAAGGCGUGCAGUACAACAUGAAGAUUGUGAUCCGCGGGGACAGGAACACGGGCAAGACCGCGUUGUGGCACCGGCUUCAGGGCAAGAACUUUGUGGAGGAGUACAUCCCCACGCAGGAGAUCCAGGUCACCAGCAUCCACUGGAGCUACAAAACCACUGACGAUAUCGUGAAGGUUGAAGUCUGGGACGUGGUUGACAAAGGGAAGUCCAGGAGGCGAGGGGAUGGCUUGAAGGUGGAGAACGACCCCCAGGAGGUGGAGUCCGAGAUGGCCCUGGACGCCGAGUUCCUGGAUGUGUACAAGAACUGUAACGGCGUGGUCAUGAUGUUCGACAUCACCAAGCAGUGGACCUUCAACUACAUCCUGCGGGAGCUUCCCAAGGUGCCGACGCACGUGCCAGUGUGUGUGCUGGGGAACUACCGCGACAUGGGCGAGCACCGAGUCAUCCUGCCUGAUGACGUGCGUGACUUUAUCGACAACCUGGACAGGCCUCCAGGCUCCUCGUACUUCCGCUACGCCGAGUCCUCCAUGAAGAACAGCUUCGGCCUAAAGUAUCUGCACAAAUUCUUCAAUAUUCCGUUUCUGCAGCUUCAGCGAGAGACACUGCUCCGGCAGCUGGAGACGAACCAGCUGGAUGUGGACGCCACGCUGGAGGAGUUGUCAGUGCAGCAGGAGACGGAGGACCAGAACUACGACAUCUUCCUUGAGAUGAUGGAGGCACGCAGCCGUGGCCACGCGUCCCCGUUGGCAGCCAAUGGGCAGAGCCCAUCCUCAGGCUCCCAGUCUCCAGUGGUGCCUCCCAGCGCCGUGUCCACAGGGAGCUCCAGCCCCAGCACGCCCCAGCCAGCCCCGCAGCUGCCCCUCCACACCACCUCGGCCUGCCCCUGCCCCCCACCCCCCACAGAGGCCCCACUGCCCCCUGCAGCCCCUGCCCCGAGGCGCAGCAUCAUCUCCAGGCUGUUUGGGACCUCACCAGCGGCUGAAGCAGCCCCUUCGCCCCCAGAGCCAGCCCCUGCUGCAGAGGCCCCAGCCAAAGUCCAGAACGUGGAGGAUUUCGUUCCUGAAGAAAGCCUUGACCGAAGCUUCCUGGAUGACGCGGCCCCCCAGGAGGAUGAGAAGAAAGUCGGAGCCAAGAUCCUACAAGACAGUGACAGCGACGGGGAGGUCUCAGGCGGGAACCCGCUGGUGGCAGGUUUCCAGGAUGAUGUGGAUGUUGAAGAUAAGCCACCCAGCAGGCCACUGCUGCCCACAGGCCCCGUCCCCAAGGACAACAUCACUUCUUCCAGUGAGGAGGAAGCACAGGAGGUGGCAGGGCCCCCCAAGGCCACUGUCCUGGCCCCCCAGAAGCACCCAGAGCCAGAGACCAAACGGCCCUCCACAAAGGCCGUGAGGCUACACAGGGACGCAGCUCCCAGGGCGGUGGAGUCCCGCCGACCAGGUGUCCACAGGUCCCCCGCCGAGGACCCCACUGGAGGGCGUGAGCAGGGGAAGGAUGAGCAGGCGGCUUCUUCAGAGAGUGACCCUGAGGGGCCCAUCGCCGCCCAGAUGCUGUCCUUCGUCAUGGACGACCCUGACUUCGAGAGCGACUCGGACCCUCAGCGGAGAGCGGAGGAGUUCCCAGUGCGAGAGGACCUCUCUGAUGGGACGGACGAGGAUGCUGGUCCCGCCCUGCCACCCCAGCCCCCCAAGCCCCCCGUGUCCUCCUUCAGACUGAAGAAUGACUCAGACCUCUUUGGGUUGGGACCGGUGGAAGCAGGCCGCAAGGAGAUCAGCGAUGAAGAUAAGGAGGGUAGGCCUCCCACAAAAGAAAAGAAAAAGAAAAAGAAGAAAAGCAAAGAGGUAGGCGCCCUGCCUCCCACCUCCCACGUGCCCACGGGGCAGCGUGGGGCCCUGGUGCCCCCACAACCUGACGUGCCCCCUUCCCAGGAGGAAGAAAAGGCCGCGAGGAAGAGGAGCAAGCGUAAGAGCAGGGACAGGGAGGAGGGCAGGCAGGAGCGGCGGCGGCGGCCCAGGGCCCCGGAGAGGACGGCGGUGGACGAGCUGGAGGCCUUCCUGGGGGGUGCAGCCCCAGGCGGUCACCUCCUCGGGGGCGGGGACUACGAGGAGCUGUAGGCCUAGCACCGCUGACUGACUGCUGGGGUGCCCCGGAGGGCGACAGGCACACUCCAUGCUGGCGGGGGUGCUGUGGGGAUGGGGCCCACUGUGCAGGGAGGGGGCCUGUGGGCGGGGUUCUGCGGGCAGCCGGCCCCCAGCGCUUCUCAGGGAUGGGACUGAGGCCCAGGAGGCCGCAGGGCUGUUUACAGGGCGGGGCCCGUCCUCGUCACUGGCCUGGCUCCCACUUGCCCCCAGCCCGCUGCACUCGCUGUCCCAGCCCCCCACACCUGAGUGGGCUCCGCUUCCUGCCCCUUCUGGCAUGGGGGGCAGACGCCAGGCAGCACUGGCACCUUUCCCGGGGUUGGCCCUCCCCCGGGGCCCAGGGGCCAGCUCUGCACCUGCGCUGGGCUUGCUGCUGACCAGGCCGGGAGGUCCUCACACACUGUUUGCUCUCGUUUUCCUCCGACGCUCCACUCCGACCAUAAAGCUCUCCUGUUUUACUGUG